This is a messenger RNA of Hipposideros armiger (great roundleaf bat), 1281 nucleotides long. RefSeq names its product pyroglutamylated RFamide peptide (gene QRFP). Gene Ontology annotation, biological process: behavior; neuropeptide signaling pathway. Gene Ontology annotation, molecular function: orexigenic neuropeptide QRFP receptor binding; neuropeptide hormone activity. The coding region runs from base 116 to 529 and encodes 137 amino acids. The record is from RefSeq and is a predicted model, not a curated record. The transcript has 2 exons. NCBI's taxonomy places the organism in Eukaryota, Metazoa, Chordata, Mammalia, Chiroptera, Hipposideridae.
GGGUGGCAAGGCCACCCAGGGGACAUAUAUAAAGCAGGGAGAGCCCGGGAGCCACACGUCCUGGACCAGAGCCCAGAGGAGCCUGCCCAGCCCUCCUGGGGAGCAGGCCCACAGCAUGAUGAGAAGCCCGUGCUUCCUGUCCUGCUUCCUUUUCCUGCCACUGGGCAUCUGCUUUCCUCUACUGGAUGGAGAAGAGCCCAUGGGCGCCAUGGGCGGCAUCGGAGGCAAAAUGAGCUGGGCCGACCUGACCGGGAGACACCAAGGCCGCGUCUCACGGGGCUCCUCUGGGCGGCCGACCGUCCCCCACCCACACGCUCUGCUCGUCAUGGCCAAGGAGCUGCAGAUGUCAGGCAGAGAGCGCGCUGGCUUCCGGUUCCGGUUUGGGAGGCAGGAUGAUGGCAGUGAGGCCACCGGCUUCUUCCCGGCUGAUGGUGAGAAGGCUGGCGGCCCGUUAGGGACCCUGGCUGAGGAGCUCAGCGGCUACAGCAGGAAGAAAGGCGGCUUUAGCUUCCGCUUCGGCCGGCGGUGAAGGGGCCAGGGCAUCCAGGAAAGGGGUUCUCCUCAGACCCUCCCCUCACCGUUUCCACCCCUUAGGCCUCACAGACCGAGGCGUGGGUAUUAUUAUAAUGAAUUAUUAGUAGGAUUGGUUAGGGGGGUGCUUACUUUUGAUUUCCAACUUUGCUGAAGCAAAAGUCUGGGUGGUGUCAAUAAAGUGACCAAAAGCAAACUAUCUCUGCGAAGAAGAAAAUGCCCCCCGUUGCGGCAGCUCCCUGACACUGGCACUGUUGUCUGUUUUGGCCCCCUCCCCGCGGCCUGGUUCUCACCAGCUCCUGGCCCCAGCCACAGAGCCGAGGUCGCCAUUGGGCCACGAAAAUGACUAGGCAGAGCUGGCUGUGCAGGCUCCAAGCGGAAGGUAGGCGGACUGAGUGAUUACAGCGGGGUAAUCAAAGUUUUGACAGUCUCCACAGGGACGUCUGUAGCUGACAUCCAAAGUGCAACUGUGAAUGAGAGCAUUCCACUGGGCACAGAGCAUGGUUCUGAAAGUUAAAAAUGAAAAAAUAAAAUCCUGUUCUCCACCCCAUUAACACAAGAUCCCUCUGGCAAGAAAACCCUGCUGUGGCGUCGAGCUGCUGUUCAGAACCAGCUGCCAUUCCCUUCUGGUAACUGUCCUUCCUGGUGGCACAGUGUUUGCCAAGCCACCGCUCUCGUGGGAGUUGAACAAGGACUUCACUUUUGCUGUAGCAAGGUUGCAUUUCAAAUGUUCGGAGUAUGAAUGUGUUG